This is a messenger RNA of Aspergillus nidulans FGSC A4, 480 nucleotides long. RefSeq lists its product as uncharacterized. Bases 1 to 480 code for a protein of 159 amino acids. NCBI's taxonomy places the organism in Eukaryota, Fungi, Ascomycota, Eurotiomycetes, Eurotiales, Aspergillaceae. The record is from RefSeq and is a predicted model, not a curated record. The transcript is spliced from 4 exons.
AUGUACUGGGAUGGUGACUGCAACCUCAAGAUAAAACAGGCUUAUCAGCGCACCAUUUCAUCACGGACGUUGCUGUUUCCAGUCUAUCGGCCUACCAAGGCUUUGAAACACUUAGUCACCGAGUUCGUACGUAGUACAGCAGACAUCUGGGCUAUCUCAGUUACUUCUCAUGUGCCUGAACCCGUACUCCGUUGUGGUAGCUUUGACGCAGAUAAGAAGCCAAGUCUGAAUCUUAAGACCACAACUGCCGCAACCAGUGUGUUGCCGAGUGCUCAGCUGUGGCGAGUUCAGGUGUUAAAUGAGGCCCGUCGCAGUCCAUGGUUCACUAAAUGGAAAAUGGCCCCUGCUCCCGCUAAUUCGUGUGCUCACAUAUAUGACGUCAUGGCCCCUACGGCUUGCACGAGCGCUCGCCCGGUAAUUGACGAUCCUACGGAAGGGUUGACUUUUAUCGGGUUUGUUAUUGGUGGACAAAAUGCCUAA